AUGACCACAGAAGCAGAGGCAGAAGCAGAAAUUAUCGUCGUAGACUCGGGAGAGGAAUACAGUUCCAACUACACCUUCACUGACUCCGAAGUGACAUCCCUCCGCAGCAGCGUCGUCGACUACAUUUACGAAAACGGUCGGCGGUACCAUGCCUACCACGCAGGUGCAUACUGGGGCUCCAACGAUGAAAAGUCGAUAGACGCCAUGGAUAUUUGCCACUUUAUGUACAGUUUGUUGUUGCAUGGCCAAUUGUACCUCGCUCCUAUCGGCAGCCCCGAGCGAGUCCUGGAUGUGGGUACGGGGACCGGAGCGUGGGCUAUGGAGUUCGCCGACCUGCAUCCGACGGCCAAAGUCAUUGGCACGGACCUGUCGCCCAUCCAGCCAAACUUCGUGCCCCCCAAUCUGACAUUUGAGAUUGAUGACUGCUGUGAUGAGUGGAUGUACCGAGAUCCAUUUGACUUCAUCCAUGUGCGCGGGUUGUACGGCAGCGUGGCCGACUGGGACAAGUUCUAUGAGCAAGCCCUCAAACACCUCAAGCCAGGCGGAUACCUCGAACAAGUGGAAAUGAACGUCGCGCCAACUUCUGACGAUGGCAGCACCAACGGCACCAUCUACGACAAAUGGGGACCGGCCAACCUGGAGAGCGGCGACAAGUUCGGGAAGUCGUUUCGCAUUGUCGACGAGUCCAAACAGCGCAUGAUCGAUGCGGGAUUCGAGGAUGUGGUGGAGCGCAGGUACAAGCUGCCCAUCGGGCCGUGGGCAAAGGAUAAGCAUCUGAAGACUCUGGGACGGUACUUUCGUCUGGUGUGUGAAGAGAGCCUGGAGAUGUGGGUGAUGAUGCUGUGGACCAAGGUGCUAGGAUGGCCGAGAGACGAGGUCGAAGUGACACUGGCGGAAAUGAGACAGGCGUUUCGCAACCCCAAUCUUCACGCCUAUGCAAAUGUCACGGUCGUCUAUGGUCGCAAACCAGAGAAAUGA
Molecule: messenger RNA, 978 nt
Organism: Aspergillus clavatus NRRL 1
Lineage: Eukaryota; Fungi; Ascomycota; Eurotiomycetes; Eurotiales; Aspergillaceae
Product: class I SAM-dependent methyltransferase
Exons: 3
Coding region: 1-978 (325 amino acids)
Molecular function (GO): methyltransferase activity
Source: RefSeq, a predicted model, not a curated record